AUGGGUGCGACGGUUGAUAUGAAUGUAUUAAAUUUCAUUGUACAGGAAGUAAACGGUCAGCAGCCAGAAUUUGUAAUGGAAGUUACUAAUAAGACCAGAGCCGAUAUUAAGGGUGGUACACUUAUUCAGUAUGAGGGUCGAUUAAUGUUACUGGAAAUCGCUCAAGUGCCGAAAGAUUAUGUUGAUGAAUUUAAAAGCGUAAGCAAAUUCAGGAUAUUUAAUACAAACAAUUUAUGGGUUAAAUUAAAUGCAAUCAAACGAGUGGUCGAACAAAAAGAAUUGGAAAUGGAAGUGAUCGUUAAUCCAAAGCAUCUGGAUCGUGGUGUCGAUGUGAUACAACUAGAAACUGCUGCUGGUGCUGCUAUCAAAAAUUUUAAAGGAGCAUGCGGAAUUAAUGUUUCUCGCUCACGGUUCCUUCCUGUUAAGACGACCUCUGAUCUUUUAUUGCUUAUGUCAAAUUUAUAUGAAAUUGAAAAUGGUAACCUAACAUUAAGUCAUCUUCGUUCCUUCCCAACAACACCACUUGUGAAAUUGGGUAGCUGUUUUGACAAAGUACAAGAAUAUUUGAUGCGUUUCCAGGGCAUCCCUGAUCUGCUCGAAUUGGAUCACUUAACAGUAUCCGGUGACGUAUGGUUUGGCAAGGAUGUUACAUUGAAGGGUACAGUGAUAAUAAUAGCAAACCAUGGUGAUCGUAUAGAUAUUCCACCAGGAACCGUUCUUGAAAACAAAAUUGUUUCCGGCAAUCUUCGGAUUCUGGACCACUGAUAACUUCUCAUAAAAUCUUUUAAGGAAUUACCAUCAUAUGGAUUUUUUUUCUCGAAAUUAAUAAAGAUUGGAACUUUGCUACGUGCUAAAAUUUGUCCAUAUAUUGCAAGAAUCAUUUAUUUGUGCAUAGUUAUUAAAUUUCUUUCGCUUUUCUGUGCUUCUUUUGCUAGGUUUUCUUUUUCUUUUUAAAAUCAUGCGGUUUUUAACUUGUUGAUCGAUUAGUUGAGUUUUUAAGCGUUUGGUUAUGGAGCGUUGAACUUCGAUAAAUAGGAAUCUGCUGAUUUUUUGUUUCAAUCAGAGACUGUGA
Loa loa (African eye worm) is the source of this 1072-nucleotide messenger RNA. Its product is annotated as UDP-glucose pyrophosphorylase. Gene Ontology annotation, molecular function: UTP:glucose-1-phosphate uridylyltransferase activity. The transcript has 6 exons. Gene Ontology annotation, biological process: glycogen metabolic process; UDP-alpha-D-glucose metabolic process. The record is from RefSeq and is a predicted model, not a curated record. Gene Ontology annotation, cellular component: cytoplasm. Lineage: Eukaryota; Metazoa; Nematoda; Chromadorea; Rhabditida; Onchocercidae. The coding region runs from base 1 to 765 and encodes 254 amino acids.